AUAUGAGGUGAAUCCGUCUUGCUCGCGGUCACAUGGUGGUGGUCAGCUAACGGAGGCGUAUUAUCUUACGACAUCAGUUAGCUGGCUGGCUAGUUUGCUAACUUAGUUUUGUUCAGCAGCCUGAAGUAGAUUCAGCUAGAUCCGCCCGGGCCGACGCUGCUGGCGGAUGAAGGGAUUCGUGCAUUGUCAUCCAUCAUGUUGAAGUCGUUCCGUUAUUUUUAGCUAGCACCGCAGGCUAGCGCAGCUAAUAGAGGCAAUCAAAACGUGACUAAUCGGUUUGUUUAAAAAAAAAAAACAAUACCAAUGGAGCAGUGGCAGGAAGCGGCCUCUGAGCAGUUCAAUCUGCUCACAAAGCGUCUGAAUGAACUGCUGUCCAAAGGCCUGGGGCUGCUGCGCUCCGAGCUCGGCGUGGAUUUGGGACUGAAGCCGGAGCUUAUUCCGCCGUGGGUGAUCCUCUUAGCGGCGUGUACCGGUCUGGUGCUGAUGGUAGCUCUGUGGGCCUCAACCUGCCGGUCUCUCUUCAAGAAACGACCCGCUGAAAACGCAGCGGACGACGGCAUUGCGGAAAAGCGGGAUUCCGGUAAACCCGUCAAAUCCGAAGAGCCGAAGAAAAAGAAGAAGAAGAGCACAGAAAAGAAAGCUCAGCCAAAUGGGAGAGCUGCUGCGGAGCCGCAGGAGGAAGCCAUAGCGGCGGAGGAGACGGUGCCACAUCAGCAGCAGCAGCCCGCAGCCGAAGGCAAGGCCGAAAAGGCUUCAGAGUUGAAGAAGUCCAAGAAGAAGGCCAAACAGCCUGUUAAGGAGACAAAGACUGGGACCGCCACUGGCAAAGAACCAGAAGAAGGCACGUGGGAGACCAAGGUCAGCAACAAGGAGAAGCGUGAGCAGCGCAAGAAGGAGAAGGGUUCCAGCGAUGGCUCGGCCAGUCCUGGAGGAGGGGACGCGCGUGCGUCUCCCCCCGAGCAGCCCAAGGCCUCCGUGGCCCCGACGCCUGCCAGCCAGAAGAAGAAGAAAGGAGAAACUGCAAAAGUGAAGUCCGAGAAGAUCGAGGUUGUUGCACCUCAAGUCACCAGCAGGGAGGUGGUGGCUGCUACUGUGACUGAAAAGGCUCUAAAGGCUCCGGCUCCAAAGGCCGGCCCCUGGACCACCGCCUCAGAGCCCGCCCUGCUGUGGAGACCGGAUGUCGAUGAGUCGUGGACUGUGAUUGAAAGGGGGAUGGCCACAACCAGUCCGGUGUCUUUAUCUGGACUGGGCGUCGGUACCACUGAGCCCGCGAGCAGCCUGCCCUGGCUCAGCCCGCCCCGCGUGGACGACGAGUGGUCCGGACCCAGUUUCACAGGCGGUACGUCUGUGGACCCGAGCUCUGACUGGAACGCCCCCUCUGAAGCCUGGGGCAACUAUGAAGAGCCCGCUGCGGAGCCCCCUCCCGCCGCGGAGCCGCCGGCCCCUGAGCCCGCCAAGGUGGAUCUGCUCAUCAGAGCGGCUGACGACGAUGAAGAUGAGAAGGACAAGGGAGAGACUGCUGCCGACGCAGCGGCUAAAACUAAGAAGAAAAAGAAGAAGAAGAAGAAGGCCGCUGAGGAGGAAGAAACAGCUGGCCAGGGCGAGGAGCCGGAGAAGGAGACGGCGCCCGCAGCCCCAGUGAAGAAGCACCAGCAGCCGCCGGCAGCUCAGGAGAACGCCGCCGCCGUCCAGCCUGUCAAAGCAGCAGCCGCCGCCGCGGAGGCGCGAGUGGUGCAACCAGUGAAAGUCAACACAUCCCAGAAGCCCCCAGUCACACAAGUGCCACCGAAGCCAACUGAAGGAGAGCCCACUGCCAAGCAGAACAACCUUUCUGCUCCAACACAACAAAAAAACCCCGAGGAGAGCCAAGCGCCCAAACCAGCGAAGAAAAAGAAGGCGAGGAGAGAGACAUGAGACGCUCCCCCUCUGCACACCUGUGUAUGCAAAAGACUUCAUAUCUUGUUUAUGCAACACCUUUUGUGACCAGAACUUUGAACUACGGUCCUCAUGAUGGACUUCAACCUUGAAAAAAAAAAAAACCUGAAAAUGAAACAACUUUUUUUGGAUCGUUUAACUGAACCUAGAUGCGGUGCAAUCCAAUGCAACGCUGUGUUAUUGAUUUUUAAUUAUGCAUUUGAUACUCUUGAUUAUAUCUUCUUAUUCCAAUGAAUCAAAUAACUGAAAGAGCUGUAUUGUACUAAUUAGACAUGUAUUAGAAUACUGAUCUGUUUAGAAGUCUUGAUGUUGUGGUGACUAACGCCUGGAGCUUCCUGUGUCGUGAAUGAACGGUCAACAUGCUUUGGGUCACCGGGCCACGGUGUCCACUCGGCCUUUCGCUUCUUUUUAUUUUGCUCUCAAGUGUUUGUUGAGUAUAGCUGAGCGAUCAAAUGGUUACUUGACGCGGACGACUCGUGAACAUUUUGGACGGAGGAAAGGGAAUCCGGGCUGCUCCGCUUUAUCUGUAAGUGCAACAUUUCAACUGACCGUCCAGCCGGUUUCUUACUGGUCUGAUGUGCUGCUGUUUUUACCGUCUGAGUGCUUUGUGACCCGAGCCGUGUGGGAGCCUCCGACCCUCCGUGUACCGUCGCAGUGUCAUCGGCCUCUUCGUGACUCUCCACCUGUGGUUUAUUUAAAAGUCUUUGGAGCUUUUUGUAAAACCUGUUUGUAAUAAAAUAAAAACUAAAGCCAUAUGUAAAAAUACUAAAUAAAGGCCAGUUUUUCUUUAUCCAGA
Molecule: messenger RNA, 2731 nt
Organism: Gasterosteus aculeatus aculeatus (three-spined stickleback)
Lineage: Eukaryota; Metazoa; Chordata; Actinopteri; Perciformes; Gasterosteidae
Source: RefSeq, a predicted model, not a curated record